Aspergillus niger is the source of this 567-nucleotide messenger RNA. RefSeq lists its product as uncharacterized. NCBI's taxonomy places the organism in Eukaryota, Fungi, Ascomycota, Eurotiomycetes, Eurotiales, Aspergillaceae. The record is from RefSeq and is a predicted model, not a curated record. The transcript is spliced from 5 exons. Bases 1 to 567 code for a protein of 188 amino acids.
AUGUUACGGAGGAGAAUGCUGUUCCCGCCUCUCCGAGCAGAAUUGAAGAAACUGAAUGAAUCCAUUGCAUCCCGUCUUUGGUUAACAACAGCUCCUACUCAUUCCGUAUCUAAUGUAUUCUACUUUCCCGAUCUUCUCCUUGGGUACCUCCAUUCAAUCCCACAAGUCACCUACUCCGGACAUGACCUGUCUGUCAGCAUCGACAGCACCGACAUCAGCACCAACCCCCGCACUGUCCAUCUUCCGAAUUGGUCUCUUUUCUUCAACAUUCGAUUUACCCUUUUCAUUAUCGUCCUUCUUGAUUCCGUGGUUCCAUCUUUUACUGCUUUGGAAACCUUUCCCGUUCCGGCGCUCGGCUCGCUCCCUCCUGGUCGGGUCAUCCGAAAGCUCCAGCUAGACUAUCGUAUGGCGUCUUCUCUUUCGAGUCGACGGACCUUAUCGGGGUUUCCUUUACUCACUGCCGAGGAAUUUGAAACCGCCUGUCACGCCUUUCUAGGUCGGGUUCACGUGGUGGAUGAUAGCAAGGUGGGAUGGUCCUCCAUCCGUCUCGAUCAGCGGGUAAGUUAG